CUUCUCUUCGUCCUGCUGCGAUGCCUUUGAGAAUUGGAUAUGUCCGCGAACACUUCUCCUCUCCACUCCUUCAAUUCGCCGAAGCAGACGAAGGUCGUACAAUCGCGUUGGUUGAAUGCCCUAGUGGAACUGGACAACUGAUCUCUCGUCUCACGAAAGAUGAAAUCGAUGUUGCUAUCGCUCUCACCGACCCCCUCAUUUCUGGCAUUGCAAAUGGUUCUGAGGCAUAUAAACUUGUUGGAAGUUAUGUGACCACACCACUCAACUGGGCCGUAAUUACAGGGAAGGACUCGAAGUACGAGAAGAUUAGUGAUCUCAAAGAUUCUAUAAUAGGCAUAUCCAGGCUGGGCAGCGGAAGCCAAACAAUGGCCUAUGUCAUGGGAUUUCAGCAAGGUUGGCCUUCGGAGAGCAUGAAUUUCCAAGUAAAUAACGAUAUACGGGGUCUCAUCGACUCUGUCAAUGAUCAUUCGACCGCCGCGUUCAUGUGGGAGUGGUUUACUACUAAGCCCUGGCUUGAUUCGGGUGAAGUCCGCUUCAUUGGCUCGGUUCCUACACCUUGGCCUUCCUGGCUCGUGGCGGCUCAACCUUCCGUCAACACAGAAGCCUUGAAGCAGUUUUUGACAACAUUGUCAAGCUAUGUUCGCUCUUUUGACUCAGCUGAGAGUCGAGCGACGAAGAACGUGAACUUUAUCAAGUCUCGGUUCGGGUAUGGCGAGGAAGACAUUGAGGCAUGGAUGAAAACUGUAGGUUAUCCUCAAGAUUGUCUCACUAUUCCUAAGGACGUCCUUAUGAAUACUCUGAGUGUUCUUGAAAAUGCUGGAGUCGUCAAAUCACCAGAGGGUGGAUUCACUGUUGAAAGAUUCAUCGAUCCGAAGGUGGUGAAGUUGGCGUGACUGGAAUACUUUCAAGAGAAGAAAA
Messenger RNA from Lentinula edodes (shiitake mushroom), 918 nucleotides. RefSeq lists its product as uncharacterized. Bases 21 to 893 code for a protein of 290 amino acids. The record is from RefSeq and is a predicted model, not a curated record. NCBI's taxonomy places the organism in Eukaryota, Fungi, Basidiomycota, Agaricomycetes, Agaricales, Omphalotaceae. The transcript has 10 exons.